AUGAGACACGAGCCUCACAUCGGCAAAACGGCCCACAGAGUCGAGCAAAGCAGAAUCUAUUGCGCUCAAAGCCCAGAAUCAGCAGGACGAGGAAAGCGUGGCGUCAGCAGAAGCCUAAAGCUCUUCAUUGUGAGAUCUUUGUGCAGCGGCUCUCGCGAGAUCUUGUGGCCCGUAUAUAUUGACCCGUCCAACUUUCGCUCUCACACGUUGGUGCGUGUGGCUGAGUUUGGACAUAAUCCAGUGGAGAUGUCGCAGUAUUCUGGAAAGUGUGGUGUGUUGCUCUAUGUCCAGCACGGCGAGCAGUACCACAUGCAGCUGUUCGAGGGCUGUAACUACACGGGGCAGUGCAUGGAUCUGUGUGACGACUGUCCCUUCCUUCAGAGCCGCGGGUUCAACACUAACUGCAUCAACUCUGUGCGAGUGUUCGGAGACGGAGCGUGGGUGAUGUAUGAAGAGCCGAACUUCCGCGGCCGCAUGUACAUCGUGGAGCGAGGUAAUUACUGCAGUCAUAACGAGUGGCAGGCGCAGAACCCCAACAUCCAGUCCAUCCGGAGGAUCGUCAACUACUUCUAAACCCUCCAGCAUCUUCACCGGGACCCUGUUUCUCUCUCAACAUGUAAAAUAAACUCUAAACCACAGUCAAGAUGGUAUUUUAUCACA
Molecule: messenger RNA, 660 nt
Organism: Sinocyclocheilus anshuiensis
Lineage: Eukaryota; Metazoa; Chordata; Actinopteri; Cypriniformes; Cyprinidae
Product: gamma-crystallin N-A-like
Exons: 3
Coding region: 1-573 (190 amino acids)
Biological process (GO): visual perception; lens development in camera-type eye
Molecular function (GO): structural constituent of eye lens
Source: RefSeq, a predicted model, not a curated record